This is a messenger RNA of Ctenopharyngodon idella (grass carp), 3338 nucleotides long. RefSeq names its product aquaporin 9a (gene aqp9a). NCBI's taxonomy places the organism in Eukaryota, Metazoa, Chordata, Actinopteri, Cypriniformes, Xenocyprididae. Gene Ontology annotation, cellular component: plasma membrane; basolateral plasma membrane. The coding region runs from base 417 to 1301 and encodes 294 amino acids. Gene Ontology annotation, biological process: water transport; glycerol transmembrane transport. The transcript has 6 exons. Gene Ontology annotation, molecular function: water channel activity; glycerol channel activity; urea transmembrane transporter activity. The record is from RefSeq and is a predicted model, not a curated record.
GUCUUCAGUGUCACAUGAUCCUUCAGAAAUCAUUCUGAUAUGAUGAUUUGCUGCUCAAGAAACAUUUAUGAUUAUUAUCAGUGUUGAAAACAGUCAUAUUUCUGUGGAAAUUGUGGUACAUUUUAUUGAAUAGAAAGUUCAAAAGAACAGCAUUUAUUUGAAAUAGAAUCUUUUGUAACAUUAUAAAUGUCACUUUUGAUCAGUUUAAUGCAUCCUUGAUAAAUAAAAGUAUUAAUUUCAUUCUCAUAAACAAGUGAAGUGAUGUUUCGGUGAUGUAGUGCAUGUUUAGCUCAGAUUGAGCUGCUCUUCCAUAACGAGGCGGAUCAAUGGAUGUGUGUGUUCGGACCGUCCCAUCAGAGCUUUAAUGCAGUGACACGUCGAGUGUGUUCAGUCACAUCAGACACACACACGCGACCAUGAAGCAUCACUGCGCCAUCAAACACGGCGUCUUCAAAGAGUUCCUGGCCGAGUUCCUCGGGACCUUCGUGCUGGUGUUGUUCGGCUGCGGGUCGGUGGCACAGACGGUGUUGAGCAGAAACACUCUGGGAGAACCGCUGACCGUCCACAUCGGCUUCAGCACCGGACUCAUGAUGGGCGUCUACGUGUCCGGCGGCGUGUCGGGCGGUCACCUCAAUCCGGCCGUGUCUCUGGCAAUGGUGAUCCUGGGGAAGCUGAAGAUCUGGAAGUUUCCCAUCUAUGUGACGGCGCAGAUGCUCGGGGCGUUCGUUGGCGCGGCCGCGGUGUUCGGACUGUAUUACGAUGCCUUCAUGGAUUUCACCAGCGGGAUCCUUUCCGUGACGGGAAUCAACGCCACAGGACACAUCUUUGCGUCGUAUCCGGGGAGACACCUGACCGUCCUGGGCGGAUUCGUGGAUCAGGUGGUGGGAACGGGAAUGCUGGUGCUCUGUAUCCUGGCCAUCGUGGACGGGAGGAACAUCGGCGCUCCGAAAGGCGUGGAGCCGCUGGCCGUGGGUCUGAUCCUCCUGGGCAUCAGCGUGUCGAUGGGGCUGAACUGCGGUUACCCUCUGAACCCGGCGCGAGACCUCGGCCCGCGCCUCUUCACCGCCGUUGCUGGAUGGGGGAUGGAGGUGUUCAGCACUGCUGAUUACUGGUGGUGGAUCCCCGUCGCCGGGCCGCUGGUGGGGGGCGUCGCCGGCGCUGUAAUCUACUUCCUGUUGAUCGAGCUGCAUCACUCCAACCACAACGACAAACCUCACGAAGAGCCCGAGGAAGAGGAGGACGAGGAGGAAGAGGAGGACAGCAGCCUGAAGGACAAAUACGAGAUGAUCAACAUGAGCUAGAAAACCAGAGACGAGGAGAAAUGAGAACAGAAUUCCUGUCGUCAUCAAGUAAAGCUGGUCAUUUUCAUACUGUAACGCUGUUUGUCCAUCAGCAGACGAUUAAAGUAGUUCCACCUCAUUUAGACUCUUUACAGCUCUAAUAAUGAUCUGGGUUUUACUGAAGUGCUUUAACAACACACAAACUUCACAUCUGUACACUGAAAACAUGAUGUUCUUCCUCAGUGUUUCUGUCUUGUUUUCCAGCACAAACAUCUAAACAUUCUUAAAUCAAGAUACAUUUACUGGAGAAGAGAAAUGACUGAAGAUAUUACGUCUUUUUUAAUGGAAAAAAAUCAUCAAAAUGAAGUGAGUUUGACAAUAUCUGCCAAUGACAUCAGAAAAAUCAUCUUGUUUUCCCGUUGAAUUAAGAUUAUUUUUCUGACUCCAUUGGCAGAUAUUUGAUCUUGAUUUAAGCACGAACUCACUUAACUUUGAUACAUUUUCAGUCAUGUUUUUAGUCAUUUUGCUCGAUUUAAGAAUGUUCAGAUAUUUGUGCUGGAAAACAAGGCAGAAACACUGAGGAAGAACAUCAUGUUUUUUGCGGUAUAACGUUGUCCCAUAAUCCUCCACUGUACAGAAAGUGUGAUUUUAUGUUGCUGCUGAAGAUAAUAUUGGACUGAACCCACAAUAAUAGUUUAAAUGGCUUUUUAAAGUGACGGAUGCACUGAAACACGUCAGGAAUUCUGCCCAGAUUUAAGCAAAAAUCACCAAACAAAAGCAUCAGAUUGUCAGAAACAUCCUGCAGACAAGCGUGUGUGUGUGUGUGUGUGUGUGUGUGAAGCUGGCGUCACGUCACACGCGUGAACUGAAACAUAGCGGUUCGUGGCAAAUCUUUCCGUUUGUCAUGAACCUCAAAAGUUUUUCCACUAGAUCACGACUGUUGAGUUUUCAUGUUAACUGUAAGUUGUGUUUCACCUUAAUGUCAUUCAUAUACUUUCUACAUUAUUUAUGUUUAUAAUUAUUGUUUGUGUGUUUGUAGAUCAGGCUUCUUCUAUUGACUUUUUGGUUUUGAAAUCCUUUCGUAAAAAGUAGAUAAACAUCUUUUGUAAUGAAAUCCUAUGACAUCGACUGUAUAUUUGUGUUUUUUGCUGAAAUAAAGAAGAAACUUUUACAGCAAACUGGUCUUUCUUCCAAACACACAUCAGAUGUUUGAGUCGUGUGUUUCUGCUGCCGUCUGCUGAGGGUGAAUGAAGACGUUCAUCUUCACUUCUGUUUUUAUUUUAGUCUUAUCAAUAUAUUUUAGUUCCUAUUUCAGUUAACACAUGCUAAUGCCUUAUAUAAUGUAUAAUGUUUUUUAAAUUAAAAGUAACUAUUCCCUGUUCGGUCCAGAUCACACAUGGUGUGUAUCGGUUAACAUACAACUAGGUAAAAACUACUGUUGACGAAUGUGCUUUAUUGAAUUGUGCUUUAUUAAAAGGUCCCGCCUCUGAUUGAGCGAUGGCCAAUCAUGGUGUGGAAUGUGAUGAAAUUUAGGGACAUUCCAUGCAUCGACUCUAGGACAAAGGAUUAAAAACAAAAACUGAACAUAUUUUAUGGUUUUAGUCUGAAGCAGUGCAUGAUAGUUAUAAUUUAGUUUUUUGUUGUUAAAUGUAAUUUUGAAUUUUAAGUUGAAUUUUUCUUCUUUUCUUGAGUUCAUUGUGUCAGUUUUUGUUGCAUUUUGAGUUAACUUUAAUAACCUUUAUACAGAUUACAUGUUUCAACAGAGAUGAAGCAAAACUUGAUAACAUCUUUCUCUUUCCAUUUAACCUGUUAAUUGAGUCACUUGGCCUGUUUUUUCAUUGCCUUUUCCCCUAUCACAUAUAUUAGUAAUCGUCAUUCAUGAAACUCACAAACACUCAAAAUUCAUCCUGUGAAAACUAUUUUGAAAGUCAAAAUUAUUUUGUAAAAUAUAUAUUUUGUGUACAAUAAAAAGUUUCAUUCAGUACAUUUGAUUUACAGUAAACUUCUCAGACCUUUUAACACUUUUUUUUUUUUGAAGCUGUUUUCACUUCUGCAAUA